Messenger RNA from Pomacea canaliculata, 9113 nucleotides. RefSeq names its product receptor-type tyrosine-protein phosphatase T-like. Gene Ontology annotation, biological process: protein dephosphorylation. Gene Ontology annotation, molecular function: protein tyrosine phosphatase activity; protein binding. The record is from RefSeq and is a predicted model, not a curated record. The transcript is spliced from 36 exons. NCBI's taxonomy places the organism in Eukaryota, Metazoa, Mollusca, Gastropoda, Architaenioglossa, Ampullariidae. Bases 311 to 5134 code for a protein of 1607 amino acids.
UGCGCGUUGCACCGACGGCACACACACGCGCGCGCGCUGCUGGCAUCAUGCAUGAAGUCAGUGCAGAGAGUGAUUGGGAGGAGAGCAACUUUCCGGCACCGCUAGCUGGCAGUGGCAAAUCCUUGACUCGCUGCGACGAGCCGAUAAACUGACUACACCGCCACCAGGCUGCCAAGCUGCCUCCUUGGAGUAUCUCCAAACUUCCUGCCUCUUCCCGCUGCGAGUUGGUGCUUCUGUCGGGGGUGAUAAAGAAAGGCUACCAAAAGGGAUAAAGUUGUCCAAGAAUGUGGUUUUGUGUCUUGCAGCAGUGAUGGAGACUUACUUUUGGAUACCGUUAUUAUUCCUGCCACUGGUUCGCUGCCAGUUGCCGGAAGUUAAUGCAGCAACCGAAAUCCAGGGCAGCUACACGCAAGACGACCUUCACGUGUUUAUGCGUCGUCAAUGCCCUGUGGGUUACUUCGGGUUCCAGUGCCGAUUUCGCUGUCGCUGUCGAGCCAACGACGACUGCAACAAGGUGACGGGUGGUUGUCCACGCGGGUGCGCCUACGGUUUCUGGGGACCCGGAUGUCAGCUAUCAAACAGGUGCUUCUACAACGGCCAGAAGCGGAGCUACAUGGGCACGAUCAACAGGACGCGGGAGGGGAUGGCGUGUCAGGCCUGGGGGGUGCAACUGCCGCACGAACACACUUAUGAGCAGACCGACUUCCCUGACGGCCGCUACCCCGACAACCACUGCCGCACCACCUCGGACUCCUCCAUGCCCUGGUGCUACACAAUAGACCCUACCAAACGCUGGUCCUACUGCGACAUCACCAACUGUGUUUGCCCCGCAGGAUUGUUUGGACACAGUUGUUCAAAGAUGUGCCACUGUAAAGACCCCACAGAAAUGUGUGACACUAUGUUCGGCAUGUGCAAGUCCAGCUGCGAUGAGGGCUGGGAGGGCUUCGAUUGCCAAACUCCCGCCCCCUGUCCACAGAACAGAUACGGGUGGUCGUGCGAGUCCGAGUGCAAGUGUCGCAACAGCUCCCAUUGUCACCGUUUCACCGGCCCCACAGAGGCCUGCCAGUGCCGCCCGGGAUUCUUCAACCCUCCACACUGCGAACCUGUUACCAAACCGCGGAUUGUGGAGUUCACGAACCGCGAGGUCAAUCCAAAUCAGCCAUCAGAAUUUAACUGCACUGUGUCCGCCUUCCCCACCCCGUUGGAGAGCGAUAUACGACUGCAGGCACCCGACAGACGAAGCGUCACGCUGGUCCGAUCUGUGGAGCUACCCGACUACAGUUACACCCGCAUGAACACCUUCAUGGGAACUGCAGGCACAACGUCUCUCACAGCACACGUUAAGGUCUUCGAGUUACCCCGCCUGCUUGCGCCGCCUGGCGUCGUUCAUGGCUCCAUUACCGCCAACAACGCCACCAUCGAGUGGCGCAAGUGGAACCCAGAACGCGGGGACCCAGGCCACCCGGAAAUCUUGUGGUACAACGUGUACGUGCGUAGUGCCACGGAAAAUGUCAGAAUGGCCGGUAUAGUGUACCACGCCUUCUGCCAAGAGAAGUGUCGCUAUACGUUGACAGGCCUACAGCCCAACACUCGCUACUUUGUUUACCUGACUGUCAGACGCGAGGGAAAUGGGGGAGACGGACCUGAAGGACCCACCAUUCACUUGACCACCAAGUGCGCAGCACCUCAUCAGCCGCCAGCCAUUGAAACGUUGACAGCAGAGCUGGAGUACAACGCCUCUGUACCUCUAACUCGUCUAAUAAUUCGAUGGAACGAUCCACCACGUGAUUCAAUCAGCUGCAACCGCAUUGCCAAAUACGUUGUGGAGAUGGCGCCACCUCCUGGCCAAGGCGAGACAAGGUCGUGGGAACUUCCUGGCGGCACGAACAGGAUGCUGUCUGUCCCUGGUCUCCAGCCUUUCACGGAGUAUUGCGUCUCGCUCUACCUGCAGACCGACGCCGGCUACAGUUCGCCACGCUCCGACCAGGCCUGCAUCGUAACUCCCCAGACAACUCCUGCUGCUCCUCUUGACCUGAAGGUGGUGAGAACAUCCAGCACUUCCGUUACGUUCUCGUGGUCACGCCCCGAGCCCGUGCGGGGCAACAUCUCCCUGUACCGCGUGCUCUUCUGGCCCCUCAACAGCACAGGCGCCAAAGGGGUGGAGUGGCGCUCCAACAACCGCUACGUGGAGUACACCUUGACAGGGCUGAGGCCUCUCACUACCUAUCAACUGCAGGUGCAGGCUGUAAAUGAGGCUGGUACAGGAGAAGGAACACCUGCUCUUACCUUCAGCACAUUGGAGGAUGUGCCCGGACCGGUACGCGGCCUUCGCAACGUAUCCCGUACGCAGCAUUCUAUUCGAUUUGAGUGGCAGCCACCAUCUAACCCUGGGGGCAAACUCCUUCACUACUCUGUCGCGUGCGACAUGGUGAAGACUCUAAUCGGUGGCCAGCCCGUACUUAGUAAAGAGCUACAGGUGGGCGCAGGAACAAAUCGCGAAAUUGUCAACGGAUUAUCUGCAGCCACGCUCUACAACUGCAGCGUACGCGCGAGCACUGCGAAAGGACCCGGCCAGCCAGCCACCAUACUGGUCUGGACAGAGGCAGAAGAUCCACGCACCCCGAUUGCACCUAUAAUCAAGAGUGUAACGGAUACGACGGUGACUCUGGACAUCCAUCAUUCAGGAGAUCUUGCUGUUAGUUUCUACAGGGUCAUCGUCGAGCGCCUGGAUCAUCAUCGCGGCACGGAGCGGAGGCGAAGGCACACUCCCUCCCACCUGCACGACCUGGAGACCAACUUCCAAACUGCAGUCCGCGAUGGAUUGUCUGCUUACAUCACAGCCCAGCUCUCACGUCAGCAGGUGGGGGGUGCGUUUACCGUGGGCGACAACGAGACCUACGACGGUUUCUUCAACGGACCCUUGCAGCGCCAGGCUUCCUACGAUCUGUGGCUCGUGGCCUUUUCGUCCGUAGACGGGACUCGGAGGGAGUCGUAUGCAAAGACAGAAUCUCCUGUCAUCGUUCGAGCGAUGACUGCCCAACCUCCAAGCAGCCAUGUGCCGGUCAUUGUGGGUGUUCUUAUCGUCUUCAUCUUUCUCAUCCUUACCUUCGCUGUGCUGCUGAUAGUCUGGAGGCGGCGCAAUCUUUCAUCUGAGAGGGAGAAAUCGGAGCUGCCGUCCUUCGGUCCCACCAUUUUACCAGAGCCAGACUCAUCUCCACCCCCAACUCCCAUCAGUGAGGGAGCCUGUCUCUUGUCUUCUUUAGACCACGUGAGCACGGAGGCCGAGCCCCUGCUGGAGCACAGCUCGCAGCGCGUGCAAGAUGCCGAACCCGUCUACAGCAACGUGGGUAUCGGUUUGCAGUCUGUGCCACCCAUAAAGGUGGAGGACCUGUGGGACUACAUUCGCAACAACAAGAGCAACGAUAUGGAGGGGCUUCGACGUGAAUACCGAAUGUUACCAGCCGGUCUAAUCGCUUCGUGCGAAGUGGCAAGGAAAGAGGAGAACAAACUGAAGAACCGUUACGGCAACAUCAUAGCCUAUGAUCAUACACGUGUGGUGCUCGACCCAGAUGAUGGCACUGGCGACUCCAGUGACGAUUACAUCAACGCAAAUUACAUAGACGGAUACAACAGACCUCGAGCAUACAUCGCAGCACAAGGUCCCAACACACCCACCUUGCAGGACGUGUGGAGGAUGGUGUGGCGCGAGAACAGCAAGACACUGAUCAUGCUGACCAACCUCACGGAGACCGGCAAGAAAAAGUGCGAGCAGUACUGGCCGGAUGAAGAAGAGGGAUGUCGACAGUACGGACCAAUCAGCGUGCAGCUCCUCGACACUGACGAGCUACCGGACUUCACCAUCAGAACGUUUCUGCUCACUAAGGGAGGACAAUCAAAGUACCUGAAGCAGUUCCACUUCACCACCUGGCCAGAUCAUGGUGUGCCUAGGUUUGGGCACUCGCUGCUGUUGUUUCGGCAGAAAAUCCGUGCCUACGACAACCUCGACGCAGGUCCCGUCAUAGUCCACUGCAGCGCUGGUGUCGGACGGACGGGUACCUACAUUGCCGUGGACACACAGCUGGAGCGUGCACGUGCCGAAGGCGUGCUGGACGUCUACAAUACAGUCAGACUUAUGCGGCAACAGCGUGUCAACAUGGUUCAAAGCUUUGAGCAGUACGUGUUCGUGUAUGACAGCCUGCUGGAAGCACUCAUCUGUGGCGACACCACCGUGUCAUCGCACGCUUUCCCAGAACUCUUCAAUGAGUUGUGUCUCUUUGACCCAGACAUCGGCAAGACGAAGUUGGAGGAACAGUUUGAGAUUUUGAAGCUGUUGUCCACCACAAUAGAACGGGAUGAAAGCACAACUGCUCUGCGCCCGGAGAACAUUUUCAAGAACAGGUGCAAGAACAUCGUGCCAGCCAAUCGGUGCCGGCCAUACUUGAUGACGCCUGUAGAUGGUUCCAAUGACUAUAUCAAUGCAGUCUUUUUAAACUGCUACAGACGGCGGGACGGGCUGCUGGUGACCCAGAUGCCUCUGCCCAACACUGUGACAGAUUUUUGGCGGCUAGUACAUGACCAUAACUCCAACACCAUCGUCAUGCUCAACGAUCUGGACACCAAGGACGAGACGUGCCAGCAGUAUUGGACUGAAGACACGUGUGGCAGUAUCUACGGUCCCUUCCUCGUGGAGACUACGGCGCAGAUUAUUUCAGACCCUGCCUACACCGUCAGGGACUUCACCCUUACCAACUCUGCUAAUCCAGCGCAGUCCCCACGUCACAUCCGCCAGUUCCACUUCCACCGCUGGGCAGAGGGCGCUGCUGUCCCUCCGUCCCCGCGUUCCUUCCUGCUUCUGGCGGCCGCCGUGUGGAACUGGCACGCUGAGACUGGACACAACCCCAUCACCAUCCACUGCAUGAAUGGCGCCAGUCGAAGCGGACUGCUUUGUGCCGUGAUGUACAUUCUGGAGCGCUUGCUGAAAGACAAAGAGGUUGACGUCUUUCAAGCUGUGAAGCAGAUGAGGCUCAACCGUUCUCAGUUCAUCGACACCUUGGAGCAAUACCGUUUCUGUCACGACAUUCUCCUGGAGUUCCUUGCCAACCCCGAUAGCCUCGCUCUUACUCCUCUCACGUGAUCUCGCCACCAACCGAGUACUUCCGGGUGACCCAUCCGGGACUGGCUGUGCCGGCUGGCGGGCUGCAUGACCGUCAGGAUCACGUGCUUGGCCCAGACUGUGCGCUCCAGCCCUUGUGGGGCCCCUCAUGUUUGUGCCUGUACACCUUCUGGGUGCUAGUGUUACUUAGCAACGUUGAUCGGCUGCUACCUCAGGACGUUGAUGACAGCACGGCUAACAUUAUGCUCGAGGGCUCUUGUGGACCGUGCAUCGCACACGUCUGCCCAGGUGCUUAGAGCGCGGAUGCGUAGGAUACUUAGGAUAAGAGCAGCCGAUCUGUAGAUGUGAAAGGAACAAUAGUCUUUCAUCUCCUUCAGUCCUUAGUCACUUGCAAGCAAGAUAGCUUUUACUUUCUUUGUGGCUGAGCGUGCUCGGAUUGUGAUUUUUCUUUCCUUGCAUAUUAUCAGUAUGAUCUCUCGUGGGUGGUUUAAAACGUAGAUCACAAAGGAUGGGAAGCAGGACAAAUAUUUUUUAAAUGUACAGAUUACAUUACGAAUAUUGUUUGGUACGCACCACUGCUGAAAAGUGUAUCAAAACUUUAAGAUGUAGGAUUCUCUUUGGUAUGAAAUAUUGUUAAACUGGAGCAGCUACUGACCUGUCUAACCUGAAUCUCAUAUUGAUCAAGUUCUUGUCUUCAAAAUGUAGUCAACAUGGCAAGUAUAUUCAGCUACCUUAGAAGACCUGCUGUGAAAAUUUUGAUAUUAUGUUCAGACUAUAGUCUCUGGUCGUGGUUAAAAGACGUUAUUUUGGGGGUGAUAUUUCAAGCCAUCGUCUUCAAAGACUUCAACUUACAAGAAGACUUGUCACGUCCUUUAUUUCGAUUUCAAAGUUAUUUUCCUGAAAUCCAUCUAUUUAACUUGCAGUUCACAAAGACAAUAAUCAAGUGAUCUUAAAUGUAAGGAAAGCUUACAUAUUUGCAAAACUGCGAAUUGUAAUGAAUCUCAUUUUUCCUAUUGUCAAAAGAUCGUUUAAUGCUUUAAUAACAAAACUGAUCAUUUUUGUCAUCAUAGUCAUCACGAUGAAAUGUGACCUUGUAUCACUGAUGUUUUUCAUUGUGUUUUUGAGUUCCUCAUGGAAAAUGGCCUCAUUGUUCCAUAAGAUUGAGCCACUUCCAGACAGGUCCAGACACGACUUAUUUAAUGUUAGCACUCCCUUUUGAGUUAUGGGCUAAACUUGCUGUUCACGUGGACAAUUUUUCAUUAUUGUUUCAACAUAUUUCAACAAACAGUUAUUUUAUCUUUAAUAUUUUUAGUUGACCAAUCUUGUGUAUGUGUCAUAGAGCAGACAAUAAGAGAAAGUGGGAGGAGGGUCUGGUGACAGUUCCUUACUUGUGGGCAUUUUUGGGACCAGUUAGAAAAGACAAUCUCGCUUCAGACAAUCUCACUUCAGCGCUAGGGAUGCGGGAAACUUUAAUGCUUCUAAUGCAUCAGUUGUUUUAGUCCUGGGGUUAAAUGAUGGCAAAGGCACAUUGCAAAAAGGAGACAAGGUGCUUAGAAAAUGUUGAGUAUCAGCAGCGUUGUGUGCUUGUUUACUGACAUCUGAAAAUAAUCAAGCGCUUGUGCUAAUAUUGUAGGACAUACAGGCGAACAGGAAAUUGCAGGCCUUACAUUUGGUGUACCAUUAGUAAAUUUAUAAGGCAGAAGCCUUUGUGUCCAACAUAUUUUUUUAACUCAACUCUUAAGUGUACAGAUGUUUCUUAAGACUGUGAGCGGGCAUAGUUCCUGUCCAGAGUUGAAUUGCAUGAGCCAUCCUUUGCUCUUUCCGUUCACAGACUUGACUGCAACAAACGGGUGAGUUGUUCUUUUACGGAAACGGAUUUAUAGACAACAUGAUGAGAUCGCUGAUAAGAACCCUUCUUCCCUUUAAGUUUGCAUCAAGAGUGUGUUCAGAUGAGCUCUUUCACUCUGACACCAUUUAUGAUCCUCUAGUGUACGCUAAGGAGACAGGAAGGCUCAUGCAAGCUGGCUCACAGUUUCACUGAUGUUUGAAAUACCGUGCUUUCAUGGCUGUUGCGACAGACCGCGCAUGCUUGACUACUUUGUACAUACUCAUGGUCCUGUCCUCGCCAGAUAAGAAUCAUGUACAUAAUAGCUUUUGUACAUACAUAAUUCUGUACGGAGCGUACUUGUUUACCUCCUCAGUGCAAUUUGCGUCCUUAGCUGGCUUAUCAAGUCUUCAAUGACUAACAACUGUUAUUAGACGUUGCAACUUCAGUUGUCUUUGUUUGACACAACGUCAGUAGUACUUGGAGUAUAGAACAUGUGUCUGGUCUGUUCUUUAAAGGCGAAUGUUUCAUAAAUAGAUAUCAACUUCUUUUUAACCACUUUGAUCAUCGCGAACUAGCACGAAGAACUGCCUGAAAUCAAACCACACGGCCAAAUUGAAUGUUCUGUUUUUCUUUCCGUAAGUUUCCUACUUCUAAAUUGUUAUUCGCAUGUUUUGCUAUGAGUUGUUUAUUGGUUGACUGGUUGAUUGGUUGAUUUGUUUCUAAGCAUUGUUGUUUCGUCCAACUGCCAACGUUGAAUCCUAAAUUUUUGUUGUCUGAACCAAAAAAAUGUUUAAUUGUACAUUGUGAUUAAUGCUAAGUAUAUGAUUUACUGUGUAUAGUUGCUGACUGAAUCUGCAUCGGAUGUUACGAAGAUGUAGUGCAACAUAUAGUAUUUUUUUUUUAAUAAAUUUUUUUCGUCGUGACGUUUGUCGAUUGAAUCGACCUACAAAUACAGCGCUUCAAUCACUGUGUAGCUCUCUUUGCUUACAGCAAAGAAAAUAGCUCGUAGUAUGUAAGUAAUAAACAUAAUUUAGCCACUACAGAGAUAACAGUGGUACCUAGAUUUGGUUUCGACUGGAUGUGAAAAUUAUUUUAUGAACUCUGAUAGUUAUUACACUGACGUAUGGCACCACGAAGUCAGUUUCACUUCAGUUGUGCAUCGCGUCAGAGCUCGUCAUGAAUCGACAGAAGGUCUAAGUUUGUAUCCGAGGAGAAUCCAGAAGAGAGAACCAGACUCGCUCUUUCUUGCAGUUCCUCACAUUAUGUCAACAGUCGUUCCCACAUGCAGUUGGGACAGGCAGGGAUAGGAAGCAGCAGCUUCUGGUGCUGCUGGUGGGAAUUCCUUUUUUCGGUUCCUUUUUUUAGAAGUUGGGGAAGAAUGAGCCGUUGGUGUGACGAUAGUUGGGCUUCCUCUUUUUCUAAAUAAAACAAAACUAUUCACACAGUGAGCAUCAUCCUCUAGUUAGACACACAUUUUUCAAAAAAUUCCUGACCUUGUGCCAUCAUGCUUCUUUUCCUUACUCUUUCCAAUUUUGUUUCUCUGCAUCUGUCACCCGUUUUUUCUUUCUCUCUCGUGGUUAUCAUAAUAUAGACUGGUAUCACCACCAGCAUUUCGUCAUCGCUGCCUCCACUACCAGGCCCGUCUUCUCCUUUUUUCGGACACCUUGCUUUUUGAGCUGUGUCAAAGAAAAGUACUUCAGCUCGUAGAGAAAACAAAACAAACAUUUACGGUAUUUUGGUAUUCGAAAAAUGCCUUGCUUCGAAAUCAAAUUAUCUUCCAGCCCUCUUUCUCCGCCUCUUACUUUUACCCCAACAUACAACAGCACGGGAGGACCGUUUGUUAUUCUCAAUGCACAGUCCAUCUGCUACAUGUUUCUAGUCAUGCUUGGUUUAUGUACGUGCACACAUCUUGUUACUUUAACCGCGAUCUGGUCUCGGGAUCUGUUUCUCUACCCACUCCCGCAGUGUUAGAGGUGGUGAAGAGGGUGGGAGUCGAAGUAAACUCUGAGGUAAUGGCCGAAGAAAACAAUGAUGUUUCUUUCCUGGCGUUUUUUCCUUUUGUCUUUUCGUGAGCAGCAUUAAAAGAGUGACCACAAGUGUGGAUGUUAUUGGGCUGCAGUUCACAACACCACCAUCUGGUUCGCCGACAAAUAAAUCAAUCUCCUUUUCUUA